Messenger RNA from Oncorhynchus masou masou (cherry salmon), 947 nucleotides. RefSeq names its product neural proliferation differentiation and control protein 1-like. The record is from RefSeq and is a predicted model, not a curated record. Lineage: Eukaryota; Metazoa; Chordata; Actinopteri; Salmoniformes; Salmonidae. The transcript has 8 exons. The annotation marks the transcript as partial. Gene Ontology annotation, cellular component: membrane.
UCUUUCUAUUUAGCUGGAGGUAAGUGCCCGGACCACAUAGACUGUGCCCGCAAGGGGCGGCACGUCUGCAAACCUGGCACAUCCUACUGCGGCCCGUGUCUCAAUCCAUUGGACGAGAACGAGGAAGGAUUGUGCGUGGCGAGGACGAGCCGCCGUCACCAUGGUAAAGUCACAUCCUUCUCUGAUCUCGAUGAAGAGAUUGACUUCCUUCACUCUGUCAUUGCCAAACAGGAAGUGUCUGAGGUCAAACAAUCAAAACAAUCAGACACCCACUCCAAGGCAGCUAGGACUCAGACAGAGGCUCCCAGAAUGAGAGGGCAGGUCCAACCCUCGGCAGGGCAGCCCAACACCACCCAGCCCUCCACCCAGGCCCCCCAGCCUGCCACCGGGGCUCUGGGGAGGGUUGGAGGACCUGAUGGCCUCAUAGCCGUCCCAUACACCUCCAAGGACAAUCUCCUCGUCAUUAUGAUCUCUGUGUGUGUCGUCUUUGGCGCCGCGGGCCUGAUCUUGGCUUCAGUUUUCUGGGUCAGGCUGCAGAAGGAAUCCCGAAUGGCUCAGAAGGUAGAUUACCCUGCAUUUGGAAGCCAUGGGAAUGGAACAGCCAACAGGCCUUCAUCGGGGGAUAAGAAGCUGGCCCAGAGUGCCCAGAUGUACCACUACCAGCAUCAGAAACAGCAGAUGAUCUCCAUGGAAAAUCAUAAAUCGGAACCGAAGGUCGCUGACUCAGAAGUCACGUCAGAUGAGGAGGAAGUGGACGGAGACUUCACUGUGUACGAGUGCCCUGGACUGGCACCGACUGGAGAGAUGGAAGUGAAGAACCCUUUGUUUAACGACUCUACCCUGCACUACCAGGGGAAUCCCAUGUGAAACCCAUAGAUUUACAUGCCUGCACACACACACACACACACACACACACACACACACACACACACACACACACUUUGUUU